UUGCGGUGACUGUCCGCUGCAGAAGCGGUGGCGCUAGUUGAGUGAACCAUUUACCAAAAUAUACAUGUUGGGAACCUUCCAAAAUAUAGCCUAUGCUUUGAAGCGGCACGUUAUUCGUCAGAACGCUUGUUGAUUUUCGAGUUGAUUUCAUUCGAACGAGCGAGUCAUCACACUCAUACGUGAAAGUUAUUUCGAUGACACGCUUGUUCAACCGGAGAAUCGUUUUUUUGGAGACGUAGAGCAUUAGCCUACUCAGAUGGAGAACACUACCCCUCCCUGGCUGUCAAAGGUGAUGUUCUGCAGUGGCUUCAUUGUGGGCUUCAGCCUGUGCUUCUUCACCAUCUGUCACCUCAGGGGGAUACCUAGCUCCCAAUGGCUCUGCAGCCUGACCACACUGUGCAGUACUCCUGCUGCUGAUUCCGAUCCCGCCCCCACAGCGACUGGCCCAAGUGACAAUGUCUCAGUGCCCGCAGGACGACUUCUCUGUUGGGUGGUGGCCAAUCGGAAGGUGUCUUGUUCUAGAACCUUCCAGUGCUGCGCUGGCAUAAUGCUUUUGGUUCGCUCCCCCCGUGAUCCUGAUGUCCCAGGGGUACUUGAGAAAGAGAAAAAACUGGACAAGUCCAUGGCUGCCUUCAUAACAUUCCAGCGCAGUGCAGCCGACGAUGCCUGUGUGGUUCUGGAGGAGCUGAGAUGGACCCUUGCCCAUUUCCGGAAGCAUCCGGCAUUAUUCCUUGACUGGGCACUCAGGACAUGUGGUGGACGGGGCUACACCCUGAGCUGGCAUGUAGCGCUGCGAUUGGUGGAGGCGCUGCGGAACCACUCCUCCCAAGAGUUUGUACAAGUGGCCUGCUGUCUGGAAACUCAUGCUGGAGACGCUGACAGCCAGGGUGGACCAGGCAGCUUCCACAACCUGUGAUGGGGACACUGUCCCCUGGGACUGGCCUAAAUAUGAUACUCUUUCUAUCAGCACACUUUUCAAUAUUGUAUUUAGAAGUAAAAAAAAAUAAAAAAAAACUGAUUAAGAUGUAUGCUGGGAUAGGCUCCAGCCCCCUGCGACCCUGUUCAGGAUAAAGCGGGUUAGGAUAAUGAAUGAAUGAGAUUAAGAUGCACUAUUUAUGUAUUUUCUUAUUUUAUUAUUAUUUUAUCUUUUGCUAUUGAUUUGGUAUCAUUUGUGAUUUGGUAUCAUUUGCCACCAUGGAUGUGGCAUGUUUAUAUUCCCCUCCAUGCUGAUAAAAGAUAGCUCCUUGGAUGUAACUGUGCUUCUUGUACCUAAAGACUGCAGAUCAUGAGUGAGGUCUGUCCACUCAGUUGGUACGGUAGGUGGAAGAAUGCCAUUUAGUUGUCCAUACGAGUUCAUAGCAAAAACAAUGUAUGUGCAGUCCCCAGUCUUGCUCUGAAGGCUGAGCUGGAGAGUGGAGAAUUGUCUUCCAGGCUGUUGAUAUACACCCCAAGUGCCUUAUCUAAUAGUUUGGGAACAUUGCCCGCCAGUAACAUUGUGUGUCCUUGUUUGCAUGGAUAUCUUGACCCAAAAUUGUAUUACUGUAGAGAUAAUUAUAUGAAAAUAAUUAAUCUAAAUUGUUGAUUAAUAAUAAUUUGGCACUGCAGUGAUGUCGUGAUCUUUAUAUUGCCUCCACUGGGGGCAUACCCACUUAAACUGGGUGAAUUACUGGCAAUUUGAUGCAUUGUAUGCCUAAUUUAAGCCUUAUGUGCCAAUCGGGGUCUGAAUAAAGCUUUCAGAAUGAAACAGAUAUGCUGCAGGUUGACCUCUUGGAGCCACUUUCAUUCCUGUAGAUUGCAUGGAGCCAAAACAUAUUUUUGAAAUGAUAAUGGAAAAUAUUAUGAUUGCAAAAAAAAAAAAAGAAGUGAAUAUAAGAUCCUGCGUAGUUUACCAUUUUCUAUGCAUUAAUAUUUUUUGUAACUUCAGCC
Conger conger (European conger) is the source of this 1926-nucleotide messenger RNA. RefSeq lists its product as uncharacterized. The transcript is spliced from 4 exons. The coding region runs from base 257 to 916 and encodes 219 amino acids. NCBI's taxonomy places the organism in Eukaryota, Metazoa, Chordata, Actinopteri, Anguilliformes, Congridae. The record is from RefSeq and is a predicted model, not a curated record.